GCUGCCCGACUCGGUUCAGCGCCUGCUCUAACUCCUGCUGAACCUACUACGGUCGGAGUGAUAGGAGGAGUACCAAGCGCGUGUAGCCACCGGAGAAAAAAAUAGAGCGACGCGACCUAAAAUAAUUGAAAAAUUGACCCUUCCAUUCGGUGCGGAAACUAAAGUGUUAACAUUUUCGCAACCGGUCGAUUAAACAAAAUUAAUAAAAUAAGGGAAAAGUUUAAUUAAAAAAGCGCAAUAAAAAAAAAAAGAUGAAUGAAAGAAAUUAAACCGUAAUAGUGCUUCUGGAAAAUAAAAGAAUACAGAAAUAAAAACAAAUCGAGUGAAAUUAUGUUUUGGUUUUUGAAUGAAUGAAUUCAGUGCGUCAUGGACACAGUUGGAGGAUGAGGGAGCCAAUCGGAAAUAAGAAACAAACUAACGGGCCGAGAACGACAUAAGAUGGAAGACGAUGACUUAAAGGAUGGAUCCUCAUCAAAACCAAACUCGACAAGCCUGCCUCCGCAAAGUAUAUUGGAAGAUGUUUAAAAGAAAUAAUCAAAAUAUGUAACCCCAACUGAAAAAUAAUAUCAAAAACAAGAAGCCUUUAAAUCCACCAAGAAAUCAAUAUCUCGCAUGGAGGGAAACGAGACUGUAGUGAACAACACUACCAAUGACACGGUCAUCUUAAAUACAUUCUCGCCACAUUCGCCGUCGGAAUCUGCGAUUAUCACAAUCGUUUUAUCUAUAAUUAUUUUAGGUACGAUCCUUGGUAAUAUAUUGGUUUGUGUGGCAGUAUGUUUGGUGAGAAAAUUAAGAAGACCAUGUAACUAUCUCUUAGUUAGUUUGGCAGUGAGCGAUCUAUGCGUAGCAAUUUUCGUAAUGCCUAUGGCGAUGAUUACCGAGAUGAAAGGAACGUGGAUCUUCGGUAGUAUCACGUGUAACGUGUGGGUCAGCUGUGACGUGUUAAGCUGUACCGCAUCCAUUUUAAAUCUAUGCAUGAUCAGUGUUGAUCGAUACAACGCAAUCACAAAACCCCUAGAAUACGGGGUUAAAAGAACGCCGCGUAGGAUGAUCUUUUACGUUUUCUUAGUGUGGUUAGGUUCUGCUUGCAUCUCGUUAACGCCACUCUUCAUUUUUGGCAACGUUUACGAAAGUAAACCAGACGGCAGUGUUAGUUGUAUUGUGUGCCAGAAGAUCGGAUACCAGAUCUACGCGACCAUGUGCAGCUUCUACAUACCGCUUGCUGUGAUGAUACUAGUCUACUACAAGAUUUUUCGCGCCGCUAGGAAAAUUGUGCUUGAGGAAAAACGAGCCCAAAGUCAUUUAGAUGCUCAGUGUUACAUCGAGAUUAGCGUUAAAAAUGGUGGAGGACCACCAGAAAAUAAAAUUUCAAAUCAAAGUCCAUCAAAUCCAGUAAGGACAAACCAUAGAAGUAGUUCAGCCAGUACGAAUACUAUGUGUAGUCUUGAUAAGGCAGCAUUGGGUCGAUGCUUCACAACGCGAAGAAGUAACGAAUCCCAGUGUCCAAUGCUUACCGGAAAACAACAAGUGCAAAAGCAAGCCAACAACAAACAAAAACAAGCAAAGAGUAGCUUGCUGACGACGAUGAAAACAUCACCCGGAGCAAAUAACAAUCAAAAGAAAUUACGCUUCCAGUUGGCGAAAGAAAGAAAAGCCAGCACGACUUUAGGGAUCAUUAUGAGCGCAUUUAUCGUCUGUUGGUUGCCGUUUUUUGUAUUGGCUCUCAUUAGACCACUGUAUGGCCCUCUCUAUAAAACGCCGUAUAUGGAGACUCUUGUUAGUAUUUUCUUAUGGUUGGGUUACGCCAACAGUCUCUUAAACCCCAUAAUUUACGCAACGCUAAAUCGAGAUUUCCGGAAACCAUUUCAAGAGAUCUUAUUCUUUAGAUGUGGCAGUUUAAAUCAUAUGAUGAGAGAGGAAUUUUACCAUAGUCAAUAUGGUGAUCCUGAUCUUCAUGUGACCACCAGAACUCAUCUGGCCGAUUACGAGGAGGGCGUUGAAUAUAUCGAGGCUGGUGGUGAAGAAACGAAAGUUGCCGAUAUUAAUGCAGCGCAUGAAUCGUUUCUAUGAGACCAAAUAAUUGUACCAAAAAGAAAAAGAAAUUCGUAGUGAUAGUAGGUUUUAAUCUAUAAGACAAGAUGAACACUUUAGAGUUUACUUUAGUUGUGCUACAGUUCGAUUCUUGCAAUUUAUUUUGCAUGCAGAUCUGGCAGUUUUAAUUCAGUCGUUUUUUUUAUAAUCUGUGAUAUGUUUUUAAGUUAUAUUAAUUUUUUAUGAUAAAGUACAGAGUUGUAUUGAUACUUUUUGUGUAAUUUAAGAUAACUCUGUAUAAAUUAAUUUUUAUUGUUGUAAUAAUCAUGACAAUUUCAUUUAUCAUUUUAAAAUAAAAUUAAAAUAUUGUUAAGAUAGAGAUCUGCAUGUAUAAUUUUGCAAAUAAUACUGUAUGUACAACCAUCCUGUUCCUAAAAGAAACCUCAAACUGAGUCAGGCUCCACCGUUUUUAAUCGGACUUAUGAAUUUUGUUUAUUAAUUAUAACUCUUCCAGAAUUAAUUAAUAUGUUGAAGCACUUCCAUUUGAUUGUAAAUUUAUGAAGAAAUAACUUUUAAAAUUUGUUAAAAAACUGAGUUUGUUGUUUUGGUUUUGUUUACUCUAUAAACCAAGAGGUAUACUGACCUUAAAAACUCAGUAUAUUAUGUGUAUUUACGUAACGACAAUGCUAUAGAUAAUUAUAAGUAACUAAAACAAUAUGUAAAUAUAAAGAAAAAGAGAGGAAAAUGAAGUGAUCUCAUUGCUACCAAUUGCAUGUCGAUAACGUUCUUAUUUUAAGCUAUUAUUGUUUCUGUUAUUUAUUGUUUCAUUAUAUCUCAUCAUUGUUAUCUGUUCUAUGUACAUAAUCGUAGUCGCACUCACUGUUUUUCAUUUUAGCUAAAAUAUAUGUUGUCUUUUUCAUUGUAUUUUUUUACAAAAUAUAUUUUCUUUACGAAACUUUUCCCGA
Messenger RNA from Onthophagus taurus, 2996 nucleotides. It is a transcript of the gene 5-HT7, whose product is annotated as 5-hydroxytryptamine receptor 7. Gene Ontology annotation, cellular component: plasma membrane. NCBI's taxonomy places the organism in Eukaryota, Metazoa, Arthropoda, Insecta, Coleoptera, Scarabaeidae. Gene Ontology annotation, biological process: adenylate cyclase-activating adrenergic receptor signaling pathway; positive regulation of MAPK cascade. The record is from RefSeq and is a predicted model, not a curated record. Gene Ontology annotation, molecular function: G protein-coupled receptor activity.